ACAACACACCAAUGUACAGGUAUGUUCAUCAAGUCAAGCAGCAUUCGUCUUACUGGUAAGUGUAAGAUGAGGAACCGUCCAAGGAUCCAACGCAAAGUGACGUGCAUCAUCUACAACCAAGACGCUGGUGUCACCAAAGCCUUCAGAAAUAUCCCAGGCAUCACUCUGCAGAUCGUGAACAAACUGAACCUCCUGAGGCUCGCCCCUGGUGGUCACGUUGGGCGCUUCUGCAUCUGGACUGAGAGCGCUUUCCGCAAGCUGGAUGAGCUGUAUGGCACCUGGCGUAAACCCGCCACCCUUAAACUGGGCUACAACCUCCCAAUGCACAAGAUGACCAACACAGACCUAAGCAGGAUUCUUAAGAGUGAGGAGAUCCAGACCCAACAAGAAGAUCAACCGCAGAGUUCUGAAGAAGAAUCCUCUGAAGAACUUGAGGAUAAUGCUCAAACUGAACCCUUACGCCAAGACAGCAAGACGUAAUGCCAUCCUCAAGCACGACCCUUCGGUAAGAAGUGCAUCGGUUCAAGAUGGAAGC
This is a messenger RNA of Hippoglossus stenolepis (Pacific halibut), 535 nucleotides long. Its product is annotated as 60S ribosomal protein L4-B-like. The record is from RefSeq and is a predicted model, not a curated record. Bases 22 to 480 code for a protein of 152 amino acids. Gene Ontology annotation, molecular function: structural constituent of ribosome; RNA binding. Gene Ontology annotation, biological process: translation. Gene Ontology annotation, cellular component: cytosolic large ribosomal subunit; ribosome. The transcript has 4 exons. Lineage: Eukaryota; Metazoa; Chordata; Actinopteri; Pleuronectiformes; Pleuronectidae.